Messenger RNA from Varanus komodoensis (Komodo dragon), 8357 nucleotides. It is a transcript of the gene MYO6, whose product is annotated as myosin VI. Lineage: Eukaryota; Metazoa; Chordata; Lepidosauria; Squamata; Varanidae. Gene Ontology annotation, molecular function: ATP binding; actin filament binding; microfilament motor activity. Bases 107 to 3898 code for a protein of 1263 amino acids. The transcript is spliced from 33 exons. The record is from RefSeq and is a predicted model, not a curated record. Gene Ontology annotation, biological process: vesicle transport along actin filament; inner ear auditory receptor cell differentiation; actin filament organization. Gene Ontology annotation, cellular component: actin cytoskeleton; cytoplasm; myosin complex.
GCGGAGCAGGAGCGGCAGCGGCAGCGGCGCAGCGCCCGGGCCGAGUCGGCAUCAGCUGGGAGGGGAGUUCGGGGGCUGCGACGACAGCAGGAAAUAGUUCCUCAAAAUGGAAGACGGGAAGCCUGUGUGGGCUCCACAUCCAACAGAUGGGUUUCAGAUGGGAGUGAUUGUUGACAUUGGACCAGACAGCUUAACUAUUGAACCUGUUACUCAAAAAGGCAAGACCUUUCUUGCAGCAAUCAACCAAGUAUUUCCUGCAGAGGAAGACAGCAAGAAGGAUGUGGAGGAUAACUGUUCACUGAUGUAUUUAAAUGAAGCCACACUUUUACACAACAUAAAAGUUCGAUACAGUAAGGACAGAAUUUAUACAUAUGUAGCCAACAUCCUGAUAGCUGUGAACCCUUACUUUGAUAUACCUAAACUCUACUCAUCAGCAACAAUUAAAAAUUACCAAGGAAAAUCUCUUGGAACGCUGGCACCCCAUGUCUAUGCAAUUGCUGAUAAAGCAUUUCGUGACAUGAAAGUACUCAAGAUGAGUCAGUCGAUCAUCGUGUCUGGAGAGUCGGGAGCUGGCAAGACAGAAAACACUAAAUUUGUUUUACGGUAUUUAACUGAAUCCUAUGGUAGUGGGCAAGAUAUUGAUGAAAGAAUUGUUGAAGCCAAUCCACUUCUAGAAGCAUUUGGAAAUGCAAAGACUGUUCGUAACAACAACAGUAGUCGCUUUGGAAAAUUCGUGGAAAUCCAUUUCAAUGAAAAGAAUUCAGUGGUUGGUGGGUUUGUGUCCCAUUAUCUGCUGGAGAAAUCCAGGAUCUGUGUUCAAGGCAAAGAAGAAAGGAAUUACCAUAUCUUCUAUAGGCUGUGUGCUGGAGCACCUGAAGAAAUAAGGGAGAAAUUGUACCUAAGUUCACCAGAUAAUUUUAGGUAUUUAAAUCGUGGCUGCACUCGAUAUUUUGCUACCAAAGAAACGGAUAAGCACAUCUUACAGAAUCGUAAAAGUCCUGAGUACCUGAAGUCAGGCUCUCUGAAGGAUCCACUGCUGGAUGACCAUGGGGACUUCAACAGGAUGUGCACUGCCAUGAAGAAGAUCGGCUUAGAUGAUGGAGAGAAGCUGGAUCUCUUCCGAGUGGUGGCUGGUGUUCUGCACCUGGGAAAUAUCAAUUUUGAAGAAGCUGGCAGCACAUCCGGUGGAUGCACGCUGAAGAAUAAAUCCACCCAGUCCCUGGAAUACUGUGCAGAGCUGCUUGGUUUGGACCAGGACGAUCUGCGCGUUAGCUUAACUACACGAGUCAUGCUGACAACAGCAGGGGGCACCAAAGGAACGGUGAUCAAAGUACCACUGAAAGUAGAACAAGCAAACAAUGCUCGUGAUGCUCUGGCAAAAACAGUCUAUAGCCACCUCUUCGACCAUGUAGUCAACAGGGUAAACCAGUGUUUUCCUUUUGAGACAUCAUCUUGUUUCAUUGGGGUUCUGGAUAUUGCAGGUUUUGAGUAUUUUGAACACAACAGCUUUGAACAGUUUUGCAUUAACUAUUGUAAUGAGAAGCUGCAGCAGUUCUUUAAUGAAAGGAUCCUCAAAGAGGAACAAGAACUUUACCAGAAGGAAGAUUUGGGUGUCAAUGAAGUUCACUAUGUAGAUAACCAAGACUGUAUAGAUUUGAUUGAAGGAAAAUUAAUAGGUAUUCUUGAUAUUUUGGACGAAGAAAACCGCCUUCCUCAACCAAGCGAUCAGCACUUUACAUCAAUGGUACACCAGAAGCACAAAGACCACUUCAGACUCUCAAUACCCAGGAAGUCCAAAUUGGCUGUUCACAGAAAUGUCCGAGAUGAUGAGGGCUUUAUUGUCAGGCAUUUUGCAGGAGCAGUGUGCUAUGAGACAACCCAGUUCGUGGAGAAAAACAAUGAUGCUCUGCAUAUGUCUCUGGAGUCCCUUAUAUGUGAAUCCAAAGAUAAAUUUAUCCGGCAGCUCUUUGAAUCCAACACUAACAACAACAAGGACCAGAAACAAAAAGCAGGAAAACUCAGUUUUAUCAGUGUGGGAAACAAAUUCAAGACUCAGCUAAACCUGCUGCUGGAGAAGCUUCGUAGUACUGGGUCUAGCUUUAUUCGCUGCAUCAAGCCUAAUUUGAAGAUGACAAGUCACCAUUUUGAAGGUGCCCAGAUCCUUUCUCAGCUCCAGUGUUCAGGCAUGGUGUCUGUUCUGGAUUUGAUGCAAGGUGGCUUCCCAUCCCGAGCCUCAUUCCAUGAACUGUAUAACAUGUAUAAAAAGUAUAUGCCUGCAAAGCUGACCCGUUUGGAUCCUAGACUCUUCUGCAAGGCACUCUUCAAAGCUCUUGGGUUAAAUGAGAAUGAUUAUAAGUUUGGAUUAACCAGAGUGUUCUUUAGACCUGGCAAGUUUGCAGAAUUUGAUCAAAUAAUGAAGUCUGACCCAGAUCAUCUGGCUGAGCUGAUUAAGCGUGUCAACCACUGGCUCAUCUGCAGUCGCUGGAAGAAGGUUCAGUGGUGUUCUCUGUCCGUUAUUAAAUUGAAAAACAAAAUAAAAUACAGAGCCAGUGCCUGCAUUAAGAUACAAAAGACGAUUCGUAUGUGGCUGUGCAAGAAAAAGCAUAAACCACGCAUAGAUGGCCUUAUAAAGGUUCGCACACUGAAGAAAAGGCUCGAUAAAUUCAAUGAAGUAGUAAGUGCCCUGAAAGAGGGGAAGGCAGAAAUGAACAAGCAGGUCAAGGACCUUGAAAUGUCUAUUGAUGCUUUGAUGGUCAAGAUCAAGGCCACUGAGAUGCCGAGGCAGCAGAUACAAAAGGAGUAUGAUGCUCUUGUUAAAAGCUCCGAACAGCUCCUCAGUUCGCUUCAGAAGAAGAAGCAACAAGAAGAGGAGGCAGAGCGGCUGCGACGCAUCCAGGAAGAAAUGGAAAAAGAAAGGAAAAGGCUCGAGGAAGAGGAGCAACGUCAGAAGAAGGAAGAAGAGGAAAGGCGAUUAAAGUGUGAGAUUGAAGCAAAGAGGAAACAGGAGGAAGAAGAGAGGAGAAAAAGGGAAGAAGAGGAGAGACGAAUCCAGGCUGAAGUUGAGCUACAGCUGGCCAGAGAGCGCGAAGAAGCUAAUCAGCAACAGGCAGUUUUGGAGCAAGAGCGCAGAGAUCAUGAGCUGGCCCUGAGAAUUGCCCAGAGUGAAUCAGAGCUUGUUACUGAUGAAUCUCAGCAGGACCUAGGAUUGCGCAGGGGACCUUCAGUUCAAGCUACCAAAGCUGCAGCUGGCACUAAAAAACAUGACCUUAGUAAGUGGAAAUACGCAGAGCUACGUGAUACAAUCAAUACUUCUUGUGAUAUUGAACUGUUGGCGGCUUGCAGAGAAGAGUUUCACAGGCGGCUAAAAGUUUACCAUGCAUGGAAGUCUAAAAAUAAGAAGCGCAAUACAGAAAUGGAACAACGUGCUCCCAAAUCUGUGACUGACUAUGAUUUUGCACCAUUUUUGAACAACUCAACUCAACACAACCCAACAAGUCAAUUGUCUGCCAGGCAGCAGCAGGAGAUUGAAGUGAGUCGGCAACAGCGUUACUUCCGUAUCCCUUUCAUCCGCCCAGCAGACCAAUACAAGGAUCCCCAGAACAAGAAGAAAGGUUGGUGGUAUGCACACUUUGAUGGACCAUGGAUUGCGCGUCAAAUGGAACUUCAUCCUGAUAAGCCACCCAUCUUGCUAGUGGCUGGCAAGGAUGACAUGGAGAUGUGUGAGCUGAAUCUUGAAGAGACUGGCUUGACUCGUAAGCGUGGUGCUGAAAUUUUGCCGCGGCAGUUUGAAGAGAUUUGGGAGCGCUGUGGAGGCAUCCAGUACCUUCAGAAGGCAAUUGAAAGCAAGCAAGCUCGACCUACUUAUGCAACUGCUAUGCUGCAGAACCUGUUGAAAUAAAUAGUCCCUAUUCACAUUCAUGCGGUGUUUUGAGAGCCUCUCCUACUGCAACAAAGGGAGCAUGUUCCUCUGAGUAACAGAGGACACUUAAGCAUUCCAUAAUCGUAUAGAGAAGUUUAAUAUAAAGUACACAGAUUUUAUGAAUGUGAGGGUUUUAGUUUGUAUUUCUCAUGUUUGUGUAGUGAGUUCAGCUAGUUCUGUGGAUCUAAGCAUUUGUUUCAGUCAAGCAUGUGGUUUGCUUUGGUUCAUACGCUGACUCUUCCAUAUAGCGUCUGUUGUAACACUAACAAUACUGUAAUGUAAAAUUACACACUACAGGGAUUUAAGUGCAUAACUGUGAUGAGUGGUGUUUUCUCCUCUUACAGCAUCCUUUCCUUGUAAUAUCUGGUAUGUUUGUUUCUUCCAGAUAAUGUAGCAUAGAGAGCACACUGCAUCUUCUAACUGGAAUUGUGGAGGCCUUAAUCUUAACUUCUUUUGUACAGAAGUUAAAGCAGACUUUUAUAAGAAACUUUUAUGUGUGGAUUCUGAAAACCACUCAACAUCUAUAUAGGGAUUUAUGAAAAAAACAUUUUGGGAAAAAUGUCUUAGGUAGACUGCAGGGGUUCUACCGAAAACAGGGCAAUUGUGACUGAAGUACUAAACAUUAGAGAUCCAUUUUAGUACACAUUUCAGCACUUGUGUUAGUCUCUGUGUGUUGCUUUUUAAACAAUGGUUUAUUUAAAAAAAAACCCACAAAUUUCUUUAGUAGGCAAUUUGUUUUUAUCUUUCUCUCAGAAUUUCCCUGAAAGUCCUUUCUUAGAUGGGCCAAGUUAAAUAUUUCACAAAUACUACUCAAGAGAGAGUUUUCCGAAUAACAUUUAAAAGUAAAAGCAAAAAUGAAGUGGGUUCCAUUUUUUUAUGACAGCCAAGCCUAACUGGAGUAUUGGAAGUGGAAUUUUGUAGUUCCUUUGUACUUCACUAAAAUGCACAUGAAUUAGGUGGCUUCUGUCAGAAUAUUUUAGACACUUGACAAGUCUCGCAGCAAGGGAAGGUCUAAUUAUGAUACACCCCUUCAAAUGACUGAACUUCGUAGUGUUAAAGUAAUACACUUUUUCUUCUAAUCUUACAGAUCUUUUUGUAGCUAGUCUCCCGAAUUCAGCCUUUAAGUUUUUUUUUUUUGCCACAGUACCCCAAUGGUAAUUAAAAUUCUUAUGUGUAAAAAUUACUUGUUUUACACAGAUCUAAGUUGCCUUUUAUUGAUGUUGCUGGAUAGCCCUAUUGCUGGCUAAUAUCAACAGAUUAAACCUUGAUAUUACCUUAGUGUUAAGAGUUUUGAGAAAUAAAAAAGCAAUAAUUACAGGCUUCUCUUGGGGAAGCUCUCCUUUUAUUCUGUGAAAAAGAUAAUUACAUUUCCUGGCUCUGAUUUUUAGAUCUUCAAAUACACUUUCUUAACAGCAUUACCACUCCCUUCUGUUACAGCAUGGCUAGCAGAAAUAUUCUCCAUCUUGUAGCAACGGUAAAAGCCAAGUACAAAAUGCUCCUAACUGUUGGCCGUGGCAGGCAGCCACAACCACUCCAGUUUCAAUAUUAAGCCAUGUUUGAAAACUCCUUAGGCUAGUGUUAUCUCUUUCCAUCCUCAACUUACCGAAUGAUUCUCCUGAUCAGUGUGCACCAGGCAACUGUGGACCGGUGGUAGGCAUGGUUAGUUGCUCCUGAGUUAAAUUCAAUCUGUCCCUUCCUCAGCAGUUGAUGGCUGGUAUCGAAGCUAUCUUUGCUGAUGCUCCAUCAGAGGCUGCAUCUGCCAUGGUGUUCAAGCAGUGAAGACUGUGGCUUCUCUCUAGCGACUUCUUGGAAGCACUUCUGCACACUCAAUGACGGCUUUUGGCUUUCUGUCAAUCCGGCUCCCUAGCUGAAGCCUAUUUUGCUGCCCUUUAUGCUAUUCCAGAGGCCCCCGGACCCCCAGGAAUGACUUUUUAGCCCAUAAGGGCAGCAGAGAACAGUGUAAAUGCUGGCACUGUGCACAGAAUCCCACUUAGUUUGAGUUAAUUUGUGCAUCCCUGGCUUCUGGCUGUAGAGACUUGGCAACAGAAAACAUGCACCUGGUGAUACUUUUUUUUGUACAUUUAGGGCUUGAUUCAGAGGACAACCUGUGCCUAGAAUCCUGCCCUGGCACUCAGGGAAUUCUUUAAUCAAGGCAAUGUAUUGUGUAAGAUGAUUCCAUUCUGGUAUGCGUGCAUUAAUUACAGAGAGAGCUUGUCAAGUUGCCCUAGAGCAGGGGUGGGGCGGUCACAAGUGAUGAUGGAGCAGGGCUGCAAGCUAGAUACUGUAAUGGCCAGAGGGUCAAGUGGACAUGCCCCACACUGGCAGUGGCCUUGGCUAGGAUUGGCAACCCCACCCUCACCUGCACACACCUUUGUCCCCACACCCAGCUGCACACAGUCACAGCCACAUAGCCCCUUUCCCACCACUUUAUAUCUACCUCUCGCAUUUCUGAGAUCCUAUGGAAUCCUUUCUCUGCAUGUAAACUGCUGCUCCCCCAGCAAGAGAGUGCACCUGUGAGAGGGAGCCAGUAUGGGGGGCUGCUCUUGCUUGCCACCCUCCCCAGGAAAUGGUGCCACCCAGCUGUGGAGAGUGCCAUUUCGGGGGCAUGGUGGUGUGUGGGGAAGUCAUCCCUUCCCCUCUCAAUCCUGCUCCAAAUGUGCUGAACAGCUGAGGGCUGCAGAAUGGGAAUUGGGGCUCUUAGUGACAGUAGGAUCGGCUCCAAAAUAGAUGCAUGUUGAGCGCAUAUUUCGAAUCCUUAAAGGGUUUUCCUGUCUGCCAGCUUCUCAGAUGUUUGCUUAUGUUUUUAUGCCUUAACUCAUCUACAUGCCUUUCAUUUGUUUCAGAGCUUUUGUAGCCCAGAUUAAGUUAGUCAUAACUAGCUUUUUUCUUUGGUUUCAGUGUGACUGGGUGCCAAAAUAGGGGUGUUAUAAGGAACUUGUUGGUGUUCUCCCAACAGUGUGUGCAUUUGCUUUACAUUGGAAGGUAGAUAUUGGGGCUACAAGUUUAACUGGAGUGGUUGUGGAUGGGAAAGAAUUUGGUUAAUCUCUCCCUCUCCCCCCCCUUUCCUAAGCGGGCUUUCUUCCAGCUUUGGAAAAAUGCUGCAUCCUCCCUUUUGCUGCUUGGAAUGUAGUUUGGAGGACAAUUUUGGUUGGAAAAUUGACUUUCAGAAUGAAGCGUUCAGCAGCUUGUCCGACCAUUUCUGCUCUUUCACAGCUCAGAACAUCUGCCUUUCAGUGUAAAAGAAUAAACAAUAUUGAGAGACUGUUCCAUAACUGCAUCUUGCCUAGGUUGGCCCUUGAAUCACAGUGAAUUCUAGCUGAAUGGAAGCUAUGACCCCAAGUUCAUGUGUUGUUUGACCUUUUGUAUACCAAGGCACUUUACUAGUAGACUGGCUUGUUCUAGAUUUGAUGGAUUUUGUGUGUAUUAUGUCACUUGGGCACAUAACCACCUGUAAGGUGCUAAAGUUUAAGAUCAUGGGAAGGGGUAAUCAAUAAGAAACUGAUUGAACUAUGAUCCCUGCGUGUCUCAGUUUUCUUAUUAAGAGAGAGGCAUGUUCUGAAGUGCUACCUGUAUGUGUUCCAAUAUCUUCUGUAUCUUCUCAGAUUGGCUUUUGGGACAAAUAGCAUGCAUAAUUGGAAACCUUGCUUCAGCCUUGUGUGAGUGUGUGUGUACAACCUCUGAACAAGGGAGAGCUAAGAUUUAUACAUUUAUGAAGCAUUCAUAAUUGGUGCAAUCCAUCCGGAUCUGGAAAUCUUGAGCCUCUGAACAAAAUGUAUCCUAGAAAGUGGUCAGUUAGAUAAACCAAUACUUGCCUUUGGUGGUGGCAUGUAUUCAGCAGUUAGUUGGGCUGGUGAAUACAGAAUCUUACCCUCUAUAUGUUCCAGCUUGAUGUGUAUACUACCAAGAAAAUAAUAGAAUAAGUUUCUUUCUCAGGAAAAGGUAUGUGGAGCUAUCUGUUGCAGAUAAAAAAGGUUUCCUGCUUUUUCCUUACUCAUGAUUUUUCUGAUGUGGAAACCCCAGGAAGACUGAUGUACAAAUGCAUGUAAUCACUUGAUUGUGCUUGAGUAUGACACAUUUGGUCUGAGAGAAAGUUAAUUAGUAUCGAAGUUCUCCCUGUACUGCUGAUUUAGGGUGGCUGUUGUACAUGUUUAGGCCAUCAUGUUCCGGUUGCAGUCACUGGGUAAUGGAAAUACAGAUGUGAACCUACCUAUCCUCAGGAUGUAGCAGGCCAGGUCAUGGGACUGACAACACAAACAUCCAUGCAAGUUGCACUUCAGAAAAUCGCAGUGUCAUUAACAUUCCAUUGGAAAUUUGCUCAUCUUCUGUAGUUGUAUCUAUUUUGUCUCUGGCUUAUUUCUCCCUAAACUGUUCAAACUAGUUUGUCAAAUAACCUUAAUUAUGUAAUGAAAAUUGCAACAAAAUAAAUUAAUUCUGUUGA